This is a messenger RNA of Adineta ricciae, 1218 nucleotides long. NCBI's taxonomy places the organism in Eukaryota, Metazoa, Rotifera, Eurotatoria, Adinetida, Adinetidae. The record is from the annotation of a GenBank genome assembly.
AUGAAACAGCUGCUCUAUACUCAACAGUAUUCUCAUCAUAACUCGAAAGGUAAUUGUCGAAUAUGUGCUUGGGCAAGUCUUGAUUGUCUUUUAACGUCACUUCCCAUAACACCAUUAUCAUAUUCAUCUAUAAUUAUGCGUUCGAAUGGUAAUCUUUCAAUGACUGAUACUCGUCGUAUAUCUCCACAAACGACAAGCUCGAGUGGCUAUCACAGUGACUUGUCAUCAGCCACGUCAACAAAUGAAUCUCCUCAGUCCAUCCAUGAAAUUUUACCUAUCCAAUAUGAAAAAGCGACUUCAUCCUCAUCAGCUCAAACACAAAAGAAGACACUUACAUUGACAACGAAUUCUACUCACGAUAAAUCUGUAACAAAUAAAAAUCUUUCGCGUCUAUCAAGUUUCAUACGUAAACAAUAUGAACGUGCGAAAUCAAAAUUGACUUCAAAACCACUUUCAUCAUCAACGUACGUACCGACGUCAACUGUACCAACAUGUAGUAAAGCAACAUCGACAACACCAUUAUCGCAUUUGUCAGAAGAGACUUAUACAAUGGCAAGUAAACAAAAUUCGAUAUCUAAUCCCAAGUCUCAUUAUUUAUCAUCCGUUUAUAAACAAAAUUCUUAUACUGAACCGGUUUAUUCUGUGUAUGUUCAACCUAUCAUGAAUAAUAAAGCGAAAAGAACAACACAACAACAACAACAACAGCCACAAUCAUAUAAAAACUACGCUUCCAUACAUGAAUGUUAUUCACAUCAGCCUUCCUAUCGUUAUUCGGCGAUCAAUAACACUUCGCAAUAUUCAUCAUCUUCAUCCUAUCGUCGUUUGGCUACAAUGGCUAAUUUCGAGAACACUAACUAUUAUCGUCGUCAUAAUUAUUAUCCUGCUGAAUUAUCUUCAUCAUAUCUCAAUUAUUAUCCAUAUCGCUAUACAAAUAAAAACUAUGAUUAUAGCCGAUCAAAUUAUGUUUCAUUGAGUGAUACCAUUAGUACGAAAACGAGUGCAUUUACACCUAUCGGACAAAAAGCGAAAAGCAAACAGUUGUACCAGCGUCCGACUUAUAAUAUCUAUGAACAAAUUCCGCCAUCCGAUGAUCCGUGUGAUCUUGAAGUUGCACAAUACUUUCCUCAUACAUCACAAUGGAGUAAUCCGAAUUAUUUUGAUAUUUAUGCGAAAGAUACAAAUAUACAAAAACCGACUUAUGCCGAAACUUUGUGUUAA